AUGGCAGCGGCCGUUGGGCCAGAUCUUGGGGCCAAGGAAAAGCCAGCUGCGGACUAUAGCUCGUCAUACAUGGUAAGCAAUUCUUACCGAAUCGUCGACGACAUCUCAGAUGGUCCAUCACAUCACAAACCAACGAGGGAGCUGAUGCCGCCGCCACUGCUGCUGCUGCUGCUGUCUAGCGCGGCCAAUGACGAAUACUACACUGACUGGUUCAACAUCCACACAGGCCAGCCGGGCGCGUGUGUCAAGGGUCGCCUGUUGGUGGCCCGCGUGGUCCGCUUCUUUGUGCCUGACCGCCUUGCCCUCCUGGCAACCGUGUCAGAUUAUUAA
Molecule: messenger RNA, 330 nt
Organism: Colletotrichum graminicola M1.001
Lineage: Eukaryota; Fungi; Ascomycota; Sordariomycetes; Glomerellales; Glomerellaceae
Exons: 2
Coding region: 1-330 (109 amino acids)
Source: RefSeq, a predicted model, not a curated record